AUGCUGCGCGUCGGCGAGGGCGGCGGGGGUCGGGGCGCCGGGACCCGCCCCAAACGCCUCGCCCCCCGCAUCACCCUGCUCCUCCUCGUCUUCCUCCUCGAUGAGCUCGCGCGGCGUCGCGGCGGCGUCGCGGUGGACGCGCAGGCGGUGGACGGCGACCAGGGCUUCAAUCCGGACACGGAGAUCUCAUCCUACGACCAGGACUUCGGCCGCGAGGGCCCGUACCCGUACCAGCAGUGCUCCUCGCUCCCGGGCGAGAUCGAGGACGGAGAGCAGCGCGGGGAGAACGACGCGAUCGUCCGCACCGCGCGCUGCAUCCCGAUCGAGGCUGGCGAGCUCGAGUUCUGCGGCGACGUCGAGUACGACGCGUGCAUGCGCGUCAUCUCGCCGAUACAGUACGACGAGGAGCUCGCGCUCGCGCACGAUAAGCGCAUCGCGCUGCAGAUGUUGGAGUUCCCAUCGCUGGCGUCUCCGAAGUGCGUCGCCGCGUUCGCGUCGUACUUCUGCUACCUCGGCUUCCCGCAGUGCGAGGAGGACCUGGACAACCCGGGUACGUUCAUCGAGUUGCCGCUGUGCUUCGACUACUGCGUCGCGUCGCACCAGGCCUGCAUCGGGGACAUGGAGAAGUCGAUCGCGGCGUGCGAUAAGGCGGUGUUCACGGGGAGGGUGGCGCCGAACCGGCCGGACGUGACGUGCGUCGCCGCGGGGAUGAGGGUCACGGUCGGGUUGUUGUGCGCGGCGAUGACGGCGUUGAGUCUGAUCUUCGGACACAGAGGCGGCGAAGAGGAACGGCGGUACGCGUACGAGUACUUGGGGGGGUGAGCGCGUC
Micromonas pusilla CCMP1545 is the source of this 829-nucleotide messenger RNA. RefSeq lists its product as uncharacterized. The record is from RefSeq and is a predicted model, not a curated record. Lineage: Eukaryota; Viridiplantae; Chlorophyta; Mamiellophyceae; Mamiellales; Mamiellaceae. The coding region runs from base 1 to 822 and encodes 273 amino acids. The transcript is spliced from 3 exons. Gene Ontology annotation, molecular function: protein binding.